AUGUCUAAUAGAGGAUCCAACUCCCAUUACUACACCAGCGGUGCUACAGGAAGCUCCCUGGGAAGUAUUCCCGAGGGUGAAGCUGUAAGGGAUCAGCAGACCAAUCGGUCUGGUGAUGGGACAAGCGUUGAAGAAAUUACGGCUUUCCUGGAGCAAUUCAAGAUGAACAGUUCGAACGCCCCAUUCUCAGCUGAACAUCGACGGGGUGAUUCUGGCUCUGGCUAUGAUGGAUCUUCUGUACCCCACUCUAGUACCGGUCCUAGAAGUGUAUAUGAUAUGCAAGUAGGAGACAGGGAUUAUAGUGGAUGGACUAGUGGUGGUGGUCAUCAAGCUGGUACAGCAGAUCCGGGAGAUGAAGGGGAUCUACAAACUCAUGCGGGUGAUCAUAGAUUGAGCGACUAUGCCAGAUUAAGAUUACAACAAAACCAGAGAGAUGAAAUAACUGCCGCUGCGUCUACGGCUGCUGCUAAUUCCCGAAGCAAGCGAAGAAAAGGAUGUUGA
Kwoniella mangroviensis CBS 8507 is the source of this 501-nucleotide messenger RNA. RefSeq lists its product as uncharacterized. Bases 1 to 501 code for a protein of 166 amino acids. The transcript has a single exon. Lineage: Eukaryota; Fungi; Basidiomycota; Tremellomycetes; Tremellales; Cryptococcaceae. The record is from RefSeq and is a predicted model, not a curated record.